This is a messenger RNA of Nerophis lumbriciformis (worm pipefish), 2674 nucleotides long. RefSeq names its product zinc finger protein aebp2-like. NCBI's taxonomy places the organism in Eukaryota, Metazoa, Chordata, Actinopteri, Syngnathiformes, Syngnathidae. Gene Ontology annotation, biological process: regulation of transcription by RNA polymerase II. Gene Ontology annotation, cellular component: ESC/E(Z) complex. The record is from RefSeq and is a predicted model, not a curated record.
CUUUUUCCUGUCCACUGUCUGACUGCGUGACUGUCAGUCAAAGUGUGGCACCAUGGCCGCCACGGAGGUAUGCGCGUCGGUGCGUGUCGAGGGUGGCGCUCCGGUCGACAACGACACCGCCGUCGACGGCCAAAGUGAGGCGGAAACCGGGAAAGCUGACAGCCGUCCAGAGCCGAAAACUGUCGAGCCGAAGGCGGAGGCCGGCGAGGCACCGGAGCAGGCCGCCAGCGAGGCGCCUACCGACGUGGAGGUGUCAGCCCCCGGCCAGGGUACCCGAGUGCCUGCCGAGGUGCCGUCACAACCGCAUCAGAACAGCGACCUUGGUCAUGGUGACACCGCGAAAGAAAGCAAAGAAGACCCCGGGGAGGAGAGCGGGUGUUUGGGUUUGGACUGCGACAAAAGCAAAGCGAGUUGCGAAGACGACAAAGUGAAGAGCGGGGAUGGAGAGCUGGCCGACAAGAGGAGACCCAGCCUGGAGGUCUCAUCCUCGGAUGGAGAACCGCUGAGCCGCAUGGACUCCGAAGACAGUAUAAGCAGCACCCUGAUGGAGAUGGACAGCACGGUGUCCAGUGGCCGCUCCACCCCAGCUAUGAUGAACGGACUCAGCAGUGCCAGCUCCUCCGCUACAAAGACUGUGGCCUACUCUUGUUGCUGGGAUCUUUGUCUUCAGUACUUCAACUCCAGUCCAGAUCUUGCCGAGCACAUCAGGAGCGUCCAUGUGGACGGACAAAGAGGAGGGGUGUUUGUGUGUCUUUGGAAAGGUUGCAAGGUGUACAAUACCCCAUCGACCAGUCAGAGUUGGCUCCAGAGACACAUGCUGACCCACAGUGGAGAUAAACCCUUUAAGUGCGUUGUUGGUGGCUGCACUGCAAGUUUCGCCUCCCAAGGAGGGCUGGCUCGCCACGUUCCCAGUCACUUCAGCCAACAAAGCUCUUCUAAAAUGUCCAGCCAGGCCAAACUCAAGGAGGAGUUGCCCUCCAAGGCUGGUCUCAACAAGAGGAAGAAACUCAAAAACAAACGCAGGUGCUCUCUACCGCGACCCCAUGACUUCUUUGACGCACAAACCAUGGACGCUAUCCGUCACAGAGCCAUCUGUCUCAACCUUGCGACUCACAUUGAAAGCGUGGGCAACGGCCACAGUGUGGUCUUUAACAGCACGGUGCUAGCCAAGAGGAAGGAGGGCUCAGGAAAGGUCAACGUCCUCUUGCACUGGACACCUGAAGACAUCCUGCCUGACGUGUGGGUGAAUGAAACGGAGCGAUCUCAGCUGAAGACUAAAGUGGUGCACUUAUCCCAGUUACCGCAGGACACUGCCAUGCUGCUCGACCCAAAUAUAUACAGAGCACUUUCACAGAAGAGACUGAAGCAGAGAAGCAAUAAUUCUGCUGAUGAACUACUGGGCAGCUUGCAUACGCCUCUUUUCCACCAACAUUUCAAAUCAUCCUUGGCAGUCUGUGUGGUUUGCAUGUCCACCACACCUCAAAGUUCCUGAAAGUGAUAUAUUCCAAACAGACCCAUGAAAAGAGCUUCGGAUUCUGCAACGACACCGCUUGUCACGAGGUACUUUUCCAGGGAGUUUGGGAUAAAGGGAAAGUUUUUUUUUGGUAGUUUUUUUCUACUUUGGUAAAAUGGGAGGAAAUGUGCCACGGUUUUUCAAAAUUCCAGGUAAAUGAGAAACGUUUGUGUUCUGGAAAAGGGGAAUAGGCCUCAGAAAAGCUGGUGUUUGCUCAUUGCAUUGUGGGCUGAGGUCAGAAUGUUUGUUGUUUACAUCGCUGUGUUGGGCAACCAAUAAUAAAAUGGACCAUAUAAAAAACAAAAAAAACAAGGGACCAUACCAAAACGAACCUGUUUCAAAGGCUUGACAAAAGAAGUAAAGUCAGUGAAAUCGAUCCAUAUGAGGACAUCCAUGGGACAAGCGAUUUAAACAAUCGGUGGCCAUGGUCCGAAGCUUAGCUUGUCCUCGUUAAUAAACACGUUUUUAUACUGGUGACAAUUUUCAAAAGGCAAAGUCCGUAAAAGCCCUCGAACAAACCAACUUCAGGUGACUGCAAGACCUGCAAAUGUUCCAUCAGAAAGAGAAGACUCAUCAUUUCAGAGAUACGUGGUCAACACACCUUGACCAUUAGCACUUUAUAAAUACUUUGAUCACAUGACACUUCUUCUCCAAAAGGAAAAAAAUGCAUUUAUUUUUGAGCUUACAGAUCACUCCAUGUAUAAAGACAGCUUGUUUGUUUCUAAAAAUACAGUGUAAUGCUAGCAGCCUAGUAAAUGCUAUGUGUAAAACAGGAUAACUGUCGUAUGCUUGGAUUUGGUGACGUGUUUGCCAUUCCAAAGGGUGCAGAGAUAAAUCUUGAUUUGAACUUCAACACACAAGGCAGGAAAAAACCCCACAACUUAGUUACUAGAGGCACACAACGUAUGUGCCUCUUGAGACCUCACUGUAGGCUUUGUGAGGUCAUGUUACCUCUAAACUAAACUAAAUCGAUGCUAAUCCACCGUUUUUUUCACUUUCUGUUACCAAAUAUGAAUUAAUAAGAGAACCUUUAAUGAAUCUAAUCAUUAAGCAGAAUCAAAAGUGGAAUCUGAACCGGAAAAAUCUUAUGGAUUCCCAUCCCGAACUCUGACCGACUAUGAACUGAUAACCUGUUCCUUGCCUGCUGUGUCCAGCCUGUAC